Messenger RNA from Dalotia coriaria, 967 nucleotides. Its product is annotated as enhancer of split malpha protein-like. Bases 166 to 660 code for a protein of 164 amino acids. The record is from RefSeq and is a predicted model, not a curated record. Lineage: Eukaryota; Metazoa; Arthropoda; Insecta; Coleoptera; Staphylinidae. Gene Ontology annotation, biological process: Notch signaling pathway; sensory organ development. The transcript has a single exon.
ACAAGUCCGGGUACCCUAAGGGCCGUGACGUCAGAGCCACGCUGCCGGUAUAAAUAGAGCGCCGGUCUCCGGAAAAAAUCAUUCGCUUCUGCGUCCUCACCAAGUACACUUGUACCUAUCUGCUCUCUUGUGAUCUCCACACAUACCCAACUACCAACCAUCACCAUGAGUUACUACAACGACUACAUCGUUGCUUCCAACAACUCUAUCAACGAGAACCAGCUCAACAGCAAGAAGGCGAAAUCCACCAAGUAUCAGCUCAAGCAGCUGAUCAAGCCUCUGCUCGCUCUCGUCAAGAAAGACAAGAAGAACAGCUACAAGAAGACUCAACAGCCCGAGUAUUACAACGACGAUAACCAAGAAAUCGAAGACAACUUCGCCAACGAAAUGCUCGAGGCUCAGAUCUUCAACGAAAUCGACAACUGCGAGAACUAUUCCGGCGUGCCAGUCUACCAAAACGGCACUAUGGACAUCAUGCCUGUCUUCCGCGGCCAGAACUACAUCCCGGUGCACUUUGCCAAAACCGAGGCAGGCACCUUCUUCUGGACCUCGAUGAUGGGCGCUGACAGCGACAUCGCCACCCACGGCGACUUGAAUUCCAUUACCAAUGGACAGCAAGCGCAACUGCAAGUGCCAUGCGAUCGUUGGGCCCAAGCCUAAGGAGUUUCCAAUGCCUUACAACUGGUGCCAGCUUUAACUCUUCGCACUCGACUACCAAAUCGAGUGCGAGGGCGACAACGAUUGUGAUCCUCGACUUUAACAUUAAGAUUGUGAUUCAUUUUGCUCAAUGAUACUGAUGAAUAACUAUUAGGGUUAGGGAAACAGAUUUUUUAUGUGGCUUCAUGUUUUCGAAGCCAACCAAUGUGAUAUUAAGGUUAGGAAUUUUGUGAUUCAUUCGCUUUAAAUGUGUCUUCCAUUUUUACCCAAUUGAUAUACUUAUAAGAAAUAAAUAACUGAACCGAAAUAA